Messenger RNA from Acinonyx jubatus (cheetah), 2849 nucleotides. RefSeq names its product Meis homeobox 2 (gene MEIS2). The record is from RefSeq and is a predicted model, not a curated record. NCBI's taxonomy places the organism in Eukaryota, Metazoa, Chordata, Mammalia, Carnivora, Felidae. The transcript has 12 exons. The coding region runs from base 272 to 1705 and encodes 477 amino acids. Gene Ontology annotation, molecular function: RNA polymerase II cis-regulatory region sequence-specific DNA binding; DNA-binding transcription activator activity, RNA polymerase II-specific. Gene Ontology annotation, biological process: eye development; brain development; positive regulation of cell population proliferation.
GGUGGAGGAGGAGGAGGAGGAAGAUCAGGAGGAGGAGGAAGAAGAGGAAAAAAGAGAAAAAGAAGAAAUAUCACAGAAAAAAAAAAAACUCUUCGUUGUCUUGCCUGGGCUUUUUUUUCCCCCCCUAAAAUAACAUAUUGGAGAAUUGGGAGAAGUCUUUUUGGUUUGGAAAAAAAAAAAAAAAAAGGAAUCUUCAGCCUAGAUCACUUUCUUAUCCGGACUGGGAUAUUAAAUAUACGACACAUCCAGGAGUUUAUUGGAGCGCAGACUGAUGGCGCAAAGGUACGAUGAGCUGCCCCAUUACGGCGGGAUGGACGGAGUAGGGGUGCCUGCUUCCAUGUACGGAGACCCUCACGCGCCGCGGCCGAUCCCUCCGGUUCACCACCUGAACCACGGGCCGCCGCUCCACGCCACGCAGCACUACGGCGCGCACGCCCCGCACCCCAAUGUCAUGCCGGCCAGCAUGGGAUCCGCUGUCAACGACGCCUUGAAGCGGGACAAGGACGCGAUCUAUGGGCACCCGUUGUUUCCUCUGUUAGCUCUGGUCUUUGAGAAGUGCGAGCUGGCGACCUGCACUCCCCGGGAACCCGGAGUGGCCGGCGGAGACGUCUGCUCCUCCGACUCCUUCAACGAGGACAUCGCGGUCUUCGCCAAGCAGGUUCGUGCGGAAAAGCCACUUUUUUCCUCAAACCCAGAGCUGGACAAUUUGAUGAUCCAAGCAAUACAAGUACUAAGGUUUCAUCUCUUGGAGUUAGAAAAGGUCCACGAACUGUGUGAUAACUUCUGCCAUCGGUACAUUAGCUGUUUGAAGGGGAAAAUGCCCAUCGACCUUGUCAUUGAUGAAAGGGACGGCAGCUCCAAGUCAGAUCACGAAGAACUUUCAGGCUCCUCUACAAAUCUCGCUGACCAUAAUCCUGCAUCUUGGCGAGAUCACGACGAUGCAACGUCCACCCACUCAGCAGGCACCCCGGGGCCCUCCAGUGGGGGCCACGCUUCCCAGAGUGGAGACAACAGCAGUGAGCAAGGGGAUGGUUUAGACAACAGUGUAGCCUCACCUGGCACAGGUGACGAUGAUGAUCCAGACAAGGACAAAAAACGUCAGAAGAAAAGAGGCAUUUUCCCCAAAGUAGCAACAAAUAUCAUGAGAGCUUGGCUGUUCCAGCAUCUCACACAUCCGUACCCUUCCGAAGAGCAGAAGAAACAGUUAGCGCAAGACACAGGACUUACAAUUCUCCAAGUAAACAACUGGUUUAUUAAUGCCAGAAGAAGAAUAGUACAGCCCAUGAUUGACCAGUCAAAUCGAGCAGGUUUUCUUCUUGAUCCUUCAGUGAGCCAAGGAGCAGCAUAUAGUCCAGAGGGUCAGCCCAUGGGGAGCUUUGUGUUGGAUGGUCAGCAACACAUGGGAAUCCGGCCUGCAGGUUUGCAGAGCAUGCCAGGGGACUACGUUUCUCAGGGUGGUCCUAUGGGAAUGAGUAUGGCACAGCCAAGUUACACUCCUCCCCAGAUGACCCCACACCCUACUCAAUUAAGACAUGGACCCCCAAUGCAUUCAUAUUUGCCAAGCCAUCCCCACCACCCAGCCAUGAUGAUGCACGGAGGACCCCCUACCCACCCUGGAAUGACAAUGUCAGCACAGAGUCCCACAAUGUUAAAUUCUGUAGAUCCCAAUGUUGGCGGACAGGUUAUGGACAUUCAUGCCCAAUAGUAUAAGGGAACUCAAGGGAAAAGGAAACACACGCAAAAACUAUUUUAAGACUUUCUGAACUUUGACCAGAUGUUGACACUUAAUAUGAAAUUCCAGACAGCUGUGAUUAUUUUUUACUUUUGUCAUUUUUCAUCAAGCGACAGAGGACCAACGAGACAAGAACACAAAUGUGAAAUCAUGGGCUCACUGAGACAGUUCUGUCCAUGUAAAGAUCCUCUGGAAAAAGACUCCGAGAGUUAUAACUACUGUAGUAUAAACAUAGGAACUAAGUUAAACUUGUACAUUUCUGUUGAUCACUCCGUUAUGUUGCCUCAAAUAGUUUUAGAAGAGAAAAAAAAAAAUAUAUCCUUGUUUUCCACACUAUGUGUGUUGUUCCCAAAAGAAUGACUGUUUUGGUUCAUCAGUGAAUUCACUAUCCAGGACAGACUGUGGUAUAUUUUAAACCUGUUGGGCCAAUGAGAGAAGAACCAUGCUGGAGACCACGGUGAACGUCUGGCUGAACCUCAUCCCUUGGACUCCAGCUUCAAGAAUGUGUUUUCAUGCCCGGCCUUUGUUCCUCCAUAAACGUGUCCUUUAGUUUCCAACAGAUCUUUAUAGUUUGUGCUUCAUAAGCCAACUCUUCUUCUUAUUUUGGGGGACUCUUUUUCAAAGAGCUUGCCAAUGAAGAUUUAAAGACUGAGCGGGAGCUUCUUCCAGGAGUUCUGAGCCUUGGCUGUGGACAAAACAAUCUCACGUUGGGCAGCUUUUCCUCAACACAAGAAAGUUAUUAAUGGUCAGAGCACCACCACUAGGACUUUAUCAGAAACUCAAAGCUUGGGGGAUAAAAAGGAGCAAGAGAAUACUGUAACAAACUUCGUACAGAGUUCGGUCUAUUAAUUGUUUCAUGUUAGAUAUUCUAUGUGUUUACCUCAAUUGAAAAAAAAAAAAGAAUGUUUUUGCUAGUAUCAGAUCUGCUGUGGAAUUGGUAUUGUAUGUCCAUGAAUUCUUUUCUCAGCACGUGUUCCUCACUAGAAGAAAAUGCUGUUACCUUUAAGCUUUGUCAAAUUUACAUUAAAAUACUUGUAUGAGGACUGUGACGUUAUGUUAAAAAAAAAAAGGUGUUAAGUCACAAAAUGCGGUAAUAAAUAUUUCAUUUUUGAUUUUU